Acanthochromis polyacanthus (spiny chromis) is the source of this 2983-nucleotide messenger RNA. It is a transcript of the gene cdc25b, whose product is annotated as cell division cycle 25B. Gene Ontology annotation, cellular component: cytoplasm; nucleus. The transcript is spliced from 15 exons. The coding region runs from base 340 to 2061 and encodes 573 amino acids. Lineage: Eukaryota; Metazoa; Chordata; Actinopteri; Pomacentridae. The record is from RefSeq and is a predicted model, not a curated record. Gene Ontology annotation, biological process: positive regulation of G2/M transition of mitotic cell cycle; protein dephosphorylation; G2/M transition of mitotic cell cycle. Gene Ontology annotation, molecular function: protein tyrosine phosphatase activity.
CUAGUGUGUGUUUUCUCAGAAACCGGAGGCUGUCAGAGAGAGAGGAUCGACUGCUGCGGCUCUCUGACACAAACAGCAGCUAUGUGGCUUUAGCAGUUCACCAAGAUCGCCUCAAAGCUUUCACUCCACGCGGAACCGCCGACCCCCUCUUCCAGUCGGUGUUUUGGCAGCGCCUCUUUGGAAAUGUCAUCUUAAAAGUUGCUGUUAGCUAACUUGUUAGCUUCCGGGUUAGCUUGGAAUUUGGACCGUCUUGCUAAUUUGGCGUAAUUCAAACUAAAUCCACCACAAAGCAGUACACCCUGCAGGAUAUUUCCACAUUGGACAGCGACAAAUUAAAGCAUGGAAGCCUUUUAUAGUCCCGUUAACACCACGUCGAAAAGCAGGCCCGAAGGCAUCCCCGGACUUUCCUCGCUCACUCUGCCCGAGCUGAGCACAAGGGACCCGCACUGCAGGAACCUAUUCUCCCCUGGACCCACUGCUGUCCUCUCCCCUGUCACCAAUCUGGCUCUGGAUAUGAACAACUUGGCUGGACUUGGAAGUCAGUGUGACACCCCGAAAAGGAGAAAUCAUCCACCCCUUGAGAAGAUUCCCUCCUUUGCUUCUGACGUCUCAUCUGAUGCUGGCCUCGGCAUGGAUCCCCCCAGCCCCAUGGAUGCUGUCGAAGUUGAGGACACAUUUGAAAAGGCCAUUCAGCAAUCCAGCAGAGUAGUUAACGAGAAGAUGCCAAUUCGACGAAUCAACUCAUUGCCACUCCAGCUCCUGGCUUUCAGUCCAUCCCUGAGAGGACAGGAAACGAAUUCGAACCGCUACGGGAUAUUCGGCCAACAACCCUCCCAGAUAACCGCUUCUGAACACGACAACAAGGAAAACAUGCCAGAGGAGUGUUUUGAAUUCAAGAAACCAACCAAGCCGGCGUCACGUUGUCGCGGUCGCUCCUUCAACGGCGGACAGGCGAAGGACGCUUUUGCCCGCCGUCCCAGCUCAGCACCAGCCCUCAUGCUUUCUUCGCCUCCUCCAGGCCAGCAGCAGGACUUCUUUGACUCCAGCCCCAUGUUCCUGAGACGCUCCUCCCCCACCUCGUCUCUAAAUGACGAUGACGAAGACGACGUUUUUUUGGAAGUACUAGACGACGACAUGGAGAAUGACUCUGGGAUGCCGAUGGGAAUGGCCAGCUUGCUCACUGCCCCGCUGGUGUCCGACAGCUCAGCAGAAGACUCGCCUGUGAUUCGCUGCCGGCCACGCAACCUGUUCCGCUCGCCCUCCAUGCCCAGUCCGGUGUCCCGUCACGCCGUGAAGCGCCCCGACUGCUCCGGAGAUGAAAGCACGCCGAUCAGGGUGAAGAGACGACGCAGCCUGGCAGGAAGUCAGGUCACCACCCUGGAGCAAAACCCCGAAUCCCACAGAACGGCCUGCUCGCUGCUGCAGAGGUCCAAAUCCUUCUGUCAGACGGAGAUUGAAAAGCUGCUGGACGGUGAGGACGGUUCUAAUGAGCUAAUAGGAGAUUUCACCAAGCCCUUCGUGCUCCCAACAGUGGAGGGAAAACAUCAAGACCUCAAGUACAUUACCCCAGAAAUAAUGGUGGCAGCUCUCACCGGACAGUUUGGUCAUCUAGUCGAGCGAGUUAUCAUCAUAGACUGCCGCUACCCCUACGAGUUUGACGGAGGACACAUCAAGGGAGCUCUGAACCUGCACCAGGAAGACCAGGUGCAGGACUUCCUCCUGAAGGCCCCCAUCGUCCCGGCCUGCCCCGACAAACGGGUCGUCAUCAUCUUCCACUGCGAGUUCUCGUCGGAGCGCGGCCCUCGGAUGUGCCGCUUCGUCCGGGAGCGAGAUCGCGCCGUGAACGACUACCCCAAACUCCACUACCCCGAGCUCUACAUCCUCAAGGGCGGAUACAAAGACUUCUUCCCACAUUUUCAGGCGCAAUGUGAACCUCAGUCCUACCGGCCGAUGCACCACGAGGACUUCAAGGAGGACCUGAGGAAGUUCCGCCUCAAAAGUCGCACCUGGGCUGGCGAGCGCAGCAAGAGAGACAUGUACAGCCGUCUGAAGAAGCUGUGAGCGCCUCCUCGUCCUCCGAAAACACACCUGCCUCCCCGGAAACAAACUCCAAACGACCUCCGCACAGAGCCCCGAGGCCUCACCGAGCAGCCUUUCGGGAUUUACAAAGUUCCAUAUAACUAUAGCAAAGUUAGUUAUUUAUGCAAAUGCACAGAGGGAAAGACGUGAAAUGAUGAACCCCUCGGCGUAAAGACGUCGCCGAGGUGCAGAGAGCAGAUUUUAUUCAGGUGAUCUGAAGCGUUUUUAAAAACCACUUGGACCUACUGCCUGUUUUUAUUAUUUUCUACUUUUAAUCUUGCGGCACAAAUCGGUGCCAAACUGCAAUAACACAACCGAACCACACUGCCAGGUCUGACGUUUGUCUUUCGGUCUCCUCACUGGAUGUUUUUUCUUUUGGUUUUGUCAGCUCCCUCUUUUAUUUAAGCACUUAAUUUAAAUCCCUUGUGCUUUUGUGAUGCAGCUUUUGAUAUAAUUUUGUCGUAAUGAAUUGUGUGCUAAUAAUUAGACAGUGAAGGUUUUAACUUUCUCCGGGCUUCCCAAAAUGCAAAUUGGAUGUGUUCCAGCUCAUAAAGUGCAGUUUUUUUCCCCUCUCCUUCCUGAACAGUUGCAGUACUUGGUCUUUUUUUUUGCUCAGUCAGAAGAUACCAAAGCAAACAGAAGCUACCUGUUCACUUUGCAGUGAGAUUUUUCUGAUGCUGCAGGUCAGCGAUUGUGACACGACUUUUCUUUUUUUUUUAAUUUCCUUUUGACUCUGAGGAAAAACAUCCUUUGUUUGGCUUUGACUCCGUCGUUUUCAGAGAUCCAGCGUCUGACCCUCUGCAGAGCUAAUGAUGUCAGUUUGUAAGGAGUAGGCUGGUUUGAGUAUUUUGGUGCAGGCUCGUGGGGGAGCUGCUGAAAUAAAGAUCCAAUGCACAUUCAGAAA